AUGCAUAUGGGGUAUCAUGUGGGAAUGGACGCACCUCUAGAUCAACAAGCACAGACCCACAACCAGGUGUCGCAAUGCAAGUAUACUACCCACAUGCUUAGCAAGUCUGACCAGCAUCACCCGGAAUACGUCGCCGUAGUUUCGUGGCUAGUCAAAUUUGUGUUGACGGUCUGCUCAUCGUGUGUUGAACCUUCAGGCGUUAUAGCUAACAACUUCCAAGGUAUUCUCAGCCACGGCAAUCUUGUCACACAAUUAACGCAGGCUCUAUUCAUGAUCGCACGGGUAUUUUUGACGAAGCAUUCAAAUCCCGAGUACAACUCCCCCUGCACUAUCCGCCACUCAGUUACAAAGGCAGAUGGGAGAUUUGGAACAACUCUAUCACCCUACUUAGGCGACAGCAAGAGGAUACUGCCGAUAAACGAAUCGCUGACUGGAGAACGCAUUAAUUUUGAAGAAUUGCGUGAUAAGAUUGACAUGGUGGCAACGAAAAGCCUCAAUGGUAGACAAAUCCGCAAUGCUAUAACGACAGCACGCCAGCUUGCGCGAUUUCGUGACUGGCCACUUAGUUAUAUGCACAUUGAAAAGACGAUCCGGAUUGCAAAUGAGUUUGAGGCUUAUGUUGGACGCAUGGGCAUAGUGCAGAAGAUUUUGCCCGAGCAGCAGGUGUUCGUUUGGAUAAUACCUAGCUGGCAUUACGUCGAGACUGCUGGCAAGGCGGAUGAAAUCCGACCGCGGGGGAAAAGACCGCUUUACAUAUACGAAUCUGAAGUCGUCGAAAUGGAGGCGACUACAGAUGCACAAAUCUGCGGCUACUUUUCUGACAAUCCUGCCUGCGCUUCACCAUCCACCUGCAGCACUCCCAGUGGGGGCAAGUCAUGGGGAUGUUGCGAUAAGACAAGCUGCUAUAUCCCUGCUGCAUGUGAGGAUGCUUCAGCUCCUGAUUGUGGAGGGACUGCUGCCUCCCUCUGCCCUUACUCUCCAAUCAUGAAAUGGUACACCUACGGAGCCUCGUUGCGGUGCGUCUACUUUGUUUAUCAAACCGCUUCUAACGACGAAGCCAAGCUUACUUCCUGGGGUUGUGGGGAAACGCCGACAACAUACAUCAUCGGACCUCUUCAAGCUGAACAAACCGCAACAGCGACAGCACCGACGAAUGAUGAAACAGACUCAAGAUCCAGUCUUUCAAAAGAAGCCACAAUCGCUGUUGCUGUUAUCAUCCCUGUUGUAGGUUUAGCGAUUCUUUUAGCGGCAGCCAUGCUGUUCCUCCGACGGCGUAAGAAAAGAGCGAGCAAUCCGAUUUCUGUACCCAGCCAAGUUCGUGAAGGAGAAAGAUCGAAGAUGGAACAAACUCCGGGAUGUGUGCCUGUCCCUACAUUACCUCCGUAUGAAAUGGGUGACGAUAUCAUGCGGCCCGAACUGGACAGCCGUGAGGUUCGUCAUGGCGUUAAUUACUAG
Molecule: messenger RNA, 1455 nt
Organism: Fusarium venenatum
Lineage: Eukaryota; Fungi; Ascomycota; Sordariomycetes; Hypocreales; Nectriaceae
Source: RefSeq, a predicted model, not a curated record